Yarrowia lipolytica CLIB122 is the source of this 1704-nucleotide messenger RNA. RefSeq lists its product as uncharacterized. The record is from RefSeq and is a predicted model, not a curated record. NCBI's taxonomy places the organism in Eukaryota, Fungi, Ascomycota, Dipodascomycetes, Dipodascales.
AUGGGACAAGGCACUUCAGCUCCGCAACAUCUGUCGGAGGACCAAGUGAGUCAGCUGUUUGCACAGCAAUGCUACAAGACGCUGGAACCAAUUGAGCUGUAUGGGCUGAAGGACAACUUCAAGGCGACGGUAUUACACCAAGACCACGGCGACCACGUGCGCAUGACCGACGAGGAGUUUGCGGCUCUGCUGGGGAUUCCGUCCGAGUUCAAGUCGGUCGAAAAGCUGCUCACCAACUCGGCCAAGUUCCUCGCCAACUUUCCGUUCAUGGACACGAAGCCUCGAGAGGCGGGGUACUCGUUCAACGACCUGCUCAAGAUCAUCGUCUUCUACUCGGGCCGAUACACGCAGGUGUUCAAGGAGUUUGAUCCGCUCAAGCUGCUGUUUGUGUCGCUGCUGAAGCAGUGCGACGUGGCCAAGGAGGUGACUCUGUCGGAGGAGCCCAAUCUGGAGUUUGACGGCGACUGGAAGUCGUUUGGGCCGGUCAAGCAGUUCUACGCCACCGACGUCAGCGAGCUAAAGUUCCCCCGCGACGAGUUCGUCGACUUUCUCACCUUCAUGCUCGUCCUCUACGGCUUCGAUCCGUCCAAGGGAACCGUCGCAAAACACAUCAAGACGGUCGUGAGCCAGGACAAGACAGACACAAAGACGCUGUAUGCCGAUUGUCGAAAGUCCGCCCAGUGCAUCUCCCGAGCAUGUAAUGGCGACAUUGAUCUUGUUCAAUUCAGACAUGCCUUUGACAAGGUGUGUCCCCAUCUACUGGCUCCGGUAGGUCAUCUUUUCGACCUGCUUCUCUACACAUCGGCUCACUCGGAGAAGGAAGAUAACGAACCAGUUGCUCCGCUCAAUCCUCUGGGUUCCAACAGCACCUAUCCAACCAAGCUGCUGAACCAUGCCACGGUGGCCCAAAUGGCGUCUUUCUGCCCCUUCCUCGGCAACGUGGAAAACCUGAAGACGUUGUACAUGGGCCAGAAGGAUGGUUUUGCACAGCGGUCUUUUGAAUCCGGAACUUUUGGCUGGAGAGCCCCUUCGGUGCUGCUAGUGUCUGGAUUGCGGCUCAACACAAACAACCAGUCUCUUAAACGAGCAAAUACCUUUGAUGAAAAGUACCCUCGGCUCAAGGGAGCUGUUGUUCCCGAUGAUGGUGAGAGCGAGGUGAAAUUCGGAUUCUAUCUCGACGUUCCCUGGAGAUCGUCUUCAAAGGAGACGUUUGGAUCUUCCAAAUGUUUUAUUUUCCAGCUAGCCCCCACGCAGGAUAUUUUUGUGGGUGAAACCAACCCGUCCAACCACGCUUACUUUCUCAAGCACGACCCUGGAGGACUGGCCUUUGGUUCUCCUAUCCCCAAGUCCAUUGGUCGGUUCACCGGAGUGCAGGCACCUCAAGUGGUAGGAACCGUGUCUCUCACGCUAGACGAUUCCCUGGAGUUUGGCAAGUUCCACCAUGCUGGCAAGGGCGGCUCGUACGCGCCUUCCAUCAAUCGACCUGGAGAGCUGAUGGACGAACGGUUCAAGGUGCGAAAUGUGGAGGUGUGGGGUGUUGGAAACGACACGGACCUCGAGCACCAACGAAAGCGAAUCGAGUGGGAGGAGCGAGAAGCAAGUUACAGACGGACCAUCAACAAAAACAACAUUGCAGAAGAUCGAGCGUUUCUGGAGAUGGCUGGUGUUAUUGGCGGAGCAAACCGGUCUGGUGGGUCCAUGUAG